This is a messenger RNA of Mandrillus leucophaeus (drill), 1070 nucleotides long. It is a transcript of the gene TMEM215, whose product is annotated as transmembrane protein 215. The record is from RefSeq and is a predicted model, not a curated record. The transcript is spliced from 2 exons. Lineage: Eukaryota; Metazoa; Chordata; Mammalia; Primates; Cercopithecidae. The coding region runs from base 363 to 1070 and encodes 235 amino acids.
GAUGUAACAAGGCCAGGCUCGCGCCGCGUCCCCUCUUUCCCAGACUCAGUGCUCCCUCCUCCUGCGCCCCGCGCUCUGCGCGCUGAGCUGGCGCCAGGCUCCGCUUGCACAGCACCGGGACCGACGGGCACUGCUGGGAGAACCGCUCUCCCACGUUCCACCUCCUCAAUGCAGAGUCCGUGGGGGAAACCAGGCUUUCCUCCCAGAACCAGGGGAGCGAGCCGAGGGGGCAGCUGCUGUGGAGGCUUCUGAGGAGACAGCCUGGCUUCUUUCCCUACUUCCUGGAGAGGGCAAGAAACCUCAGAAUAGAGGAACGCUGCUCCCUGGUCAGCAAGCAGCCCCCAACCUGGAUGGAGUGAAAGAUGCGGCCUGAUGACAUUAACCCGAGGACUGGGCUGGUGGUGGCCCUGGUCAGUGUCUUCCUAGUCUUCGGUUUCAUGUUCACCGUCUCUGGGAUGAAAGGGGAGACUUUGGGAAACAUCCCCCUCCUGGCCAUCGGGCCAGCCAUCUGCCUACCAGGCAUCGCGGCCAUUGCCCUGGCCAGGAAAACCGAGGGAUGCACCAAGUGGCCAGAGAACGAGCUUCUAUGGGUCCGCAAAUUGCCCUGCUUCCGGAAACCCAAAGACAAGGAGGUGGUGGAGCUGCUCAGGACCCCUUCAGACCUGGAGUCCGGCAAGGGGAGCUCAGAUGAGCUGGCUAAGAAGGCAGGCCUCAGGGGGAAGCCUCCCCCACAAGGCCAGGGUGAGGUGUCCAUGGCCAGCUCCAUCACCACCCCCACACCCACGGAGGAAGGAGAAUGCCAGAGCCUGGUCCAGAGUGGGCAUCAGGAGGAGACGUCCAGAUACCUGGACGGCUACUGCCCCUCGGGCAGUUCCCUCACCUACAGUGCCUUGGACAUCAAGUGCUCAGCAAGGGACAGACCUGAGUGCCCUGAGCCCGAGGACAGCAUCUUCUUUGUGCCCCAGGACAGUAUCAUCGUUUGCUCCUACAAGCAGAACAGCCCCUAUGACAGAUACUGUUGUUAUAUCAAUCAGAUACAAGGCAGGUGGGACCACGAGACCAUCGUCUAA